Molecule: messenger RNA, 2557 nt
Organism: Lotus japonicus
Lineage: Eukaryota; Viridiplantae; Streptophyta; Magnoliopsida; Fabales; Fabaceae
Exons: 4
Coding region: 187-2220 (677 amino acids)
Source: RefSeq, a predicted model, not a curated record
UCGUUGUAUAUAGAGAAGAGGGAAAACCAGCAACAACAAAAAAAAAAAAAAAAAAAAAAAAAAAACAGAAACAAACUCCCAAUCCAUCAUUUCUCACUCGUGUUCCUCGUCGUUUGUCUCAACCAACCAACCACCAACGCCAACAACAACAUCAUCGUCCUGAUUCUGAUGCAUUAAACAACAACAAUGGAGGAUUCUGAGAAAUUGACGCCUUUGAAGAAGGCUUAUGCGGAAAUCAUACUGAACACGACCAAGGAAGCCGCUGCGCGUAUCAUGGUGGCGGAGAGGAAGGCGACUCGCUUUCAGCAUGAGCUUGCUUCUAGUAAAGAUCAGGCUCUUCAGAUGAUGCUCGGGCUCAAGCAAAUGCUUGAUUCCAAGGUCAAAGAAUCAGAAUUGACAUCAUUGAAUCAGCAGAAGAAGAUUGAGGAGCUUGAAGCUCAGCUCGGAGAAGCUGAGGAAAUAGUUAGAGACCUCAGGGCAGAUUUGAGAGAAACACAGGUUGUGCUGGAGAAUGUCACAAAGUACCGAAUGAAUCCCCCAGUUGAACAAAACAUAAAGGGUGAAGUUGCUGCUCAGGAAAAUUUACUGCAGGAGAAAAGAUUUGAUCCUUAUGAUGGAUCUGUGCAUUCGGCAUCCAGUUUACAGUUUGAAUCACACUCAAUUUCUGACACUAGGUUCCCAGCUGUAAAUGGAACAAUUGAUAGCAAUGAGUUAUGUAUGUCACAUGAUCAUACAAAGAACUGCUACAUUCACAACACAGAUUUUGCAUCCAUAGUUAUUAGGAGGAAAGAGCCUGAGCUCUACAGAAAUGGAUGUACUCAGAGAAUACGUGCAUUUGAAAGGAGUCCUUUUUAUGGAAAUGAGUCUGUUUCAGGAAAUUUAGAUAAUGUACAGGAUCAAACUUUAGUAAGAGCACAUGAAGAAGGUAAAGUUAUGAUUGUAGCAACCAAUGUCAAAGCUGAUGUUAUUUGUGAAAAGGAAAAAUCAGAUGAACUUAAAGUGGUGAAAGCAGAUGCUGACAUUGUCAAAGUUCAUGAUCGUAGAAAAAAGAGAGGACUUAAGACCAUGAAGGUUCAUCGAUCUAGAUUACAUUCUGACCAGGUUAAGGAAACAAGUAAAGAAUCUUAUAUGUCUUCUGCCAAAGAUUCUCCACAUGUGCUGGAUAACAAUGACCUUUCCAGUGGGAAUUCUUCUAUGGAAUAUGAAAGUGAAGCUCAGAAGGAUCUGAUGUCUCCUAAUUCCAAAGUACCCACAGACACAACUGCAACAAUUGAGCAAUCAGGACCUCAUAGCUGUGCUGAAAAAGGGGAAGAACUUCUUGAAGGCUUCAGUGCUAGGAACCAAAUCAAAGAUGAUAAGGAACCACUGGAUAAAUCAUAUUUGACAAGACAAGACAGUUUGUCCACUAAAAGUUUGGAGGUUCCAGCUUGUAAAGAUGUUGAGGUAGCUAAUGUGUCACCAGAACAAAUGGAUCCCAAACUUUCUGAUUUAGUUCUUGUUGGUAGAAAAAAGAGAACACUUAAGUUGAUGAAGGCUUAUCAAUCUAGAUUACAUUCUGACCAGGUUAAGGAAACAAAUAAAGAAUCUUAUCUGUCUUCUGCCAAAGAUUCUCCACAUGCACUGGAUAACAAUGACCCUUCCAGAGGGAAUUCUUCUAUGGAAUAUGAAAAUGAAGCUCAGAAGGAUCUGAUGUCUCCUACUGCCAAAGUACCCACAGAUGCCACUGCAUCAAUUGAGCAAUCAGGACCUCAUAGCAGUACUGAAAAAGGGGAAGAAUUUCUUAAAAGCUACAGUGAUAGGAACAAAAUCAUAGAUGAUAAGGAACAACUGGAUAAAUCAGAUUUGACUAGACAAGACAGUUUAUCCACUGAAAGUUUGCAGGUUCCAGCUUGUAAAGAUGUUGAGGCAGCUAAUGUGUCGCCAGAGAAAAUGGAUCCGAAAGUAUCUGAUUCAGAGGAGAAGGUUUCUAGUCGAUCUGUAAAGGAUAAGUUUCUAAAGUACACAUUCCAUAGAAAGCGUAAGAAGGAGUCUGUUAGCAGUGAUGGUGUAGAUUGCUCUCCAGAUAAUAGCAGUUCAAAGAAAAGGUGUGGAGAGAAGCAAAAUGUUCAUGCGGAGCCUCAGGAGUCUUGCACAAAGACUGAAUCAUCACGGGAAAGCCGACGACUAGCACAGGUUGCUCGUCAGCUCAUAUCCUUAUCUGAGAAGAAAUGGUGGCAGUAGAUUUGUGAUUUGUCUAUUGCUGUGGUGAGUGGACUGGAUGGCAAGAGGGUUUAGAUUCCAAGCACAAUCCAAGGCUGUUAUUGUUUUCUGGAGUUGGCCUUUCAUGGAAGCUUUGUGUUGAUAGAGCUGUGGAAUGUGUUAAUAUUACAUGUUAUUACACUCUAUGACUAUAACUUUUUUUAUUUCAUCCUUAGUAUAGCAAUUGCUACCCUUACAUCCUACAUAACGUAAAUUCCAUUUGUUGUUGCUGCCCUUUUCUUAGGGUCAUGUUUGCAAUACAAAUUUUGCUGGUUAUAUUUUAGUUAUAUAAUCGUUAAUGGUAUUUGCUUUUUCAUUA